Messenger RNA from Syzygium oleosum, 1516 nucleotides. Its product is annotated as rhomboid-like protein 20. The transcript is spliced from 8 exons. NCBI's taxonomy places the organism in Eukaryota, Viridiplantae, Streptophyta, Magnoliopsida, Myrtales, Myrtaceae. Gene Ontology annotation, molecular function: serine-type endopeptidase activity; protein binding. Gene Ontology annotation, cellular component: membrane. The record is from RefSeq and is a predicted model, not a curated record. Bases 116 to 988 code for a protein of 290 amino acids.
AGACGGACUCUUCAAACACAGAAGAAAGAAGACGCAAAUACACAUUCGACGAGAACGAAGGCUUGGUGCGAGCUUCUUCUUCUUCGUCUCCCUCUCCCCUCCGCUGCACCUGGAGAUGAUGAACGUGGGUCCGUCUGGUUUCAACAAUGCGCCGGUGUCCCGAGCGUUCGUCGUCGCCUCCGGCGUCUUCACCGUCUUCUUCGGGAUCAGGGACCGCGCUAACAAGCUCGGAGUGUCUUACCAGGACAUUUUCCAAAAGAUGCAGAUGUGGAAGCUAAUACCAGCAAUCUUUGCCUUUUCUUCAACACCAGAACUGAUUUUUGGCCUUUAUCUGCUCUACUACUUCAGAAUUUUUGAGAGACAGAUAGGUUCUAAUAAGUUCUUGGUCUUUAUUUUGUUCUCUACAAUAGUAUCAAUGGUCCUUCAAGUCCUAGCAUUGGCAGUUGUUAAUGUUCCUUCCUCAAACUUAGUCAGUUCAGGUCCUUAUGCUGUUAUAUUUUCAUUGUUCGUACCCUUUUUCUUUGACAUUCCGGUUUCAACACGAUUUCGGGUGCUAGGCAUCAGCUUCUCUGAUAAAUCUUUCAUAUAUCUAGCUGGUCUGCAGCUUUUGUUGUCAUCCUGGAAAAGGUCCAUCUUGCCAGGGAUUUGCGGCAUUCUUGCUGGUGCCCUGUAUCGUCUCAAUGUUUUCCGCAUCCGAAAGGCGAAGUUUCCAGCACCUAUCUCUUCAUUCUUUUCACGGCUACCAGGACUGUCUAUGGGAAGUCCACGUGUCUCACCAACUAGGAAUGUCGUGGGAAAUAUUCCAUCCUUCGCAAGUCACCAGCGAAACUAUACUUCAGUACCUUCCACCGUAGAGCUAUCAGAGGAAUCUGUUGCAACCCUUGUUUCAAUGGGCUUUGACAGGAAUUCCGCUAGACAAGCACUAGCACAGGCUAGAAAUGACGUCAAUACAGCAACAAACAUCCUUCUUGAAGCUCAGUCUCGCUAAUUGUUUAGAGAAGUUAUAGUGAUGCUACUUGAACUCUGUUAAUUAAGUUCAGGGGGAGGAGUUGAUUGGUGACGAGAUCUGUGACCUCCAUGAUAGGCAUUUGACGAGUCGGUCAAUCUUCUAACAGGAGCUUCUGAAUGUUCUCGCCCAUGUCGGUCUUGGGACUUUCCCUUCAGCGUAGAUCCUUCGGUCCUAUAAGCGGUAGGCAUUUAUUUGCAGCUGAAAGCAAUUCACACACAGUAUGACUGUUGGGAUGAAGCCUAGAUGGAUUUCACCCAGAAUCAUGACAUGGUUAAUUAUUAUAUUUAGAAGAAAGCUCUAUGGAGAAAACUGUGUACAGUAUUUAUCUAAUUAAUUCUUGUCUUCAACCAGUAAACAAGACAUUCCUCGGGUUGUUGUUUUCUAGACGGCACAUAGUGGUCAGUAGUAAAUGUGCCUUGUUAAUAGGAUAUUCAAGUGUUAAGGACGAUUAUGCUGUUGACUGAUAGUGGUUGAAAUUGGAAAAGGGUGUUUCGUGGCCCGUUGGAA